GGCCGCGCCGUAUAAAUAUUCAUGAGGCGGCGGAGCCCGGCGGGGCCGCGGCGGGGAAGUUCGGCGAAGGCGCAGCUCCCGCCGCGGAGGAGGUAGCAGUGGGCGCCGAUCGCCCAGCUCAGGUGUCUGCUCCGCCUUCCGGUCUGGAUUUGUUCUGCAUGUCUAGCGAGGAGGGGCAGCCUGCGCCUCGCCGAUCGCUGGCUGCAGCUCGAAGCGGACUUUUACCGGACCGGCGCCGUGGAGAGAGGGAUACGGCCUGGGCGAAGGCGGCUCCCUGCUCCGGAGCGGCUUUGGGGACGAGCAUGAACCCUCGGGGGGCGUGAGGGGCCGCAGGGCUGAUCCCGCGCGGAGCGGCCUGGCCCAGCCAUCUUGCCUGCGUGCGGCGGCCCGAAAGGAAACUUGCUGCGCCGCCGCCCUCCGCGCUCCGCCAAGUCCCCGGCGCCGCGAGACGCGGAGAGGACGCGAGAGGGAAGGACCAUGAGCCGGCGGCCGGCCACUCUGCUCCAAACGGGCUGAGCUCGAGCGGGGACUGGAGCGCACUCCUGCAGCCACCCUCAGCUCCCGGCGCGGCGGGCUGCGCCGUGUGGACGUGUCCAGAGAGGGAUUAGGGACUGGGCAGAUAAACAACCUCUCGGGAGAAGCAGGAGAAAGACGAGCAGGGCACUCACUCUCUUCUCUGGCGCUCGCUCUCUUUCUCUUUCUCUCUCUCUCUCUUCCUCUCUCUCUGGCUCCUCCGGAGCCCCUCUGCUCACUGCCAGGAGGGCGAGGGGACGAAGCAUGGAGUGGAGUUACCUGUUGGAAGUGACCUCCGUGCUGGCCGCCUUUACGCUGCUGCAGCGCUCCAGCGGCGCCGCGGCCGCCUCGGCCAAGGAGCUGGCCUGCCAGGAGAUCACGGUGCCGCUGUGCAAGGGGAUCGGCUAUAACUACACCUACAUGCCCAACCAGUUCAACCACGACACGCAGGACGAGGCUGGUCUGGAAGUGCACCAGUUCUGGCCGCUGGUAGAAAUCCAGUGCUCGCCCGAUCUCAAGUUCUUCCUGUGCAGCAUGUACACGCCCAUCUGCCUGGAGGACUACAAGAAGCCCCUGCCUCCCUGCCGCUCGGUGUGCGAGCGCGCCAAGGCCGGCUGCGCGCCCCUCAUGCGCCAGUAUGGCUUCGCCUGGCCGGACCGCAUGCGCUGCGACCGGCUGCCCGAACAGGGAAACCCGGACACGCUGUGCAUGGACUACAACCACACCGACCUCACCACCGCCGCGCCCAGCCCGCCGCGCCGCCUGCCGCCGCUGCCGCCUCCCGGCCAACAGCCGCCCUCCGGCGGCGGCCACGGCCGCGCGUCCGGGGCCAGGCCGGCGUCCCGGGGAAAGGGCGGGGGCGCAGGGUCUCCCCCUACUCGCGGCGGCGGGAAGGCGCGGCCCCCUGGCGGCGGCGCGGCGCCCUGCGAGCCGGGCUGCCAGUGCCGCGCUCCCAUGGUGAGCGUGGCCAGCGAGAGGCACCCGCUGUACAACCGCGUCAAGACCGGCCAGAUUGCCAACUGCGCUCUGCCCUGCCACAACCCCUUCUUCAGCCAGGACGAGCGGGCUUUCACCGUCUUCUGGAUCGGCCUGUGGUCCGUGCUUUGCUUUGUGUCCACCUUCGCUACCGUGUCCACCUUCCUCAUCGACAUGGAGCGCUUCAAGUACCCGGAGCGGCCCAUCAUCUUCCUCUCAGCCUGCUACCUCUUCGUGUCCGUGGGCUACCUGGUGCGCCUGGUGGCGGGGCAUGAGAAGGUGGCGUGCAGCGGCGGCGCGCCGGGCGCAGGGGGCGCGGGCGGCGCGGGCGGCGCGGCGGCUGCGGGCGCGAGCGCGGGCGCGGGCGGGCCUGGCGCGGGCAGCCCGGGCGGGCGCGGGGAGUACGAGGAGCUGGGCACGGUGGAGCAGCACGUGCGCUACGAGACCACGGGCCCGGCCCUGUGCACCGUGGUCUUCCUGCUGGUCUACUUCUUCGGCAUGGCCAGCUCCAUCUGGUGGGUGAUCCUGUCGCUCACGUGGUUUCUGGCCGCUGGCAUGAAAUGGGGCAACGAGGCCAUCGCCGGCUACUCGCAGUACUUCCACCUGGCCGCGUGGCUCGUGCCCAGCGUGAAGUCUAUCGCCGUGCUGGCGCUCAGCUCCGUGGACGGCGACCCGGUGGCGGGCAUCUGCUACGUGGGCAACCAGAGCCUCGACAACCUGCGCGGCUUCGUGCUGGCGCCGCUCGUCAUCUACCUUUUCAUAGGCACCAUGUUCCUGCUGGCCGGCUUCGUGUCCCUCUUCCGCAUCCGCUCGGUCAUAAAACAGCAGGGCGGCCCCACCAAGACGCACAAGCUGGAGAAGCUCAUGAUUCGCCUGGGCCUCUUCACCGUGCUCUACACCGUGCCCGCCGCAAUCGUGGUCGCCUGCCUCUUCUACGAGCAGCACAACCGCCCGCGCUGGGAGGCCACGCACAACUGCCCGUGCCUGCGGGAUCUGCAGCCGGACCAGGCGCGCAGGCCUGAUUAUGCGGUGUUCAUGCUCAAGUACUUCAUGUGCCUGGUCGUGGGCAUCACCUCAGGUGUGUGGGUCUGGUCAGGCAAGACGCUGGAGUCGUGGCGGGCCCUGUGCACCCGCUGCUGCUGGGCCAGCAAGGGUGCCGCGGUGGGCGGGGGUGCGGGCGUGAGAGACACUGGCGGGCCGGGCGGGGGCGGGGGGGCCGGCGGGGGGCCGGGCGGGGGAGCGGGCUCUCUCUACAGUGACGUCAGCACAGGCCUGACGUGGCGAUCUGGCACUGCCAGCUCACUGUCUUACCCAAAGCAGAUGCCAUUGUCCCAAGUCUGAGCAGAGGGAAGGACAGUUAGAGGCAACUAGGCCAGCAGGGG
Pipistrellus kuhlii (Kuhl's pipistrelle) is the source of this 2870-nucleotide messenger RNA. It is a transcript of the gene FZD8, whose product is annotated as frizzled class receptor 8. Gene Ontology annotation, molecular function: Wnt-protein binding; Wnt receptor activity. Gene Ontology annotation, biological process: canonical Wnt signaling pathway; non-canonical Wnt signaling pathway. The transcript has 2 exons. The record is from RefSeq and is a predicted model, not a curated record. Bases 778 to 2829 code for a protein of 683 amino acids. NCBI's taxonomy places the organism in Eukaryota, Metazoa, Chordata, Mammalia, Chiroptera, Vespertilionidae. Gene Ontology annotation, cellular component: plasma membrane.